Molecule: messenger RNA, 2449 nt
Organism: Ictalurus punctatus (channel catfish)
Lineage: Eukaryota; Metazoa; Chordata; Actinopteri; Siluriformes; Ictaluridae
Gene: ccdc181
Product: coiled-coil domain containing 181
Exons: 6
Coding region: 292-1689 (465 amino acids)
Molecular function (GO): microtubule binding
Source: RefSeq, a predicted model, not a curated record
UAUUCAUCAGUUUCCCUAAAACUCGUGUGCUCAUGCGCCGGGGAUACGGCAGGCCGUGUUGAACGUCUCUAUAACGACAGGCAGCUUGGAGAGGAUUAAACUUCUACUGUACACACAAAUACACACACACACACACACACACACACACACACACACACACAGGAAGUUGACUGAUAAAUAGUCUGCUUUAGGAACAGAAACGCUUCUGCUCUCCAUAAACGCAACAGAAAACAUAACAUUGUCUUACAGAGAGAGAGAGAGAGAGAGAGAGAGAGGGGGUUGGAGAGAGAGAUGAGCGUGGCUGUGAGCAGUAACACUCAGGUGGAAUAUGAGGACGACUUUGAGAAAGAUCUGGACUGGCUGAUCAGCGAGGAGGGCAAGGACGAAGAGCAGGAUGACGAGGACACUGAAGCCCAGCUAGACCACGAGCUGGAAGACGAGGAACGACGGAAGGAACUUGACGAAGGGCGGAGCCAAAUUUGCACGGACGACGACGGAGAUAACGAAAGAUGGCCGACGCCCAUGGACCCUUUGGAGGAUGCGUUCGACGUCGACGGCGAUUCUAAACAUGAGCAGGAUGAAGAACAGGUGGAAGAAGAGAAGAAAUUCAUCCAGCAGAAGAUCGAGCAGGCGAACAGGCAGCUGAAGGACCAGGAGGCGCCGGACGAGACACGUCGCCGCCGUCUGCACUUCAAAGACACCCUCGUGGACCUGGUGGUUCCCGCCAGCGACCUGGAGGACAGUCCGGCAGACGUCUCGGGCCACAUGCUGAAGUUGAAGAUCUCCUCUCGGGAGGAAAGCGGCGGAGGAGACGCACGCAGAGACGGCGCGAGAGAAGGACGAGUGCUGGUGGAGAAGGACGGGAAGUUUGAUCUAGUGAGUCUGAAAGAAAUGGAGAGUCCAGGACUGCUCCCGCCUCUCCCCGAGACUCAACGAGAACCCGGCAAGAGUCCGUCCUCCUCCCCGAAACUGCUCUCCAGCUCGGGUUCUUCGGCCUCAUCCGAGCCUCGCUAUGCGCCCAGGCCUCCAGCACGACCCCGGUCGCGUCCCAAUUCAGCGAGCAACACGCAGAGGGCGGUGUAUAGAUACGGCAGCAAGCGUAGGGUUCAGUCGGCCAGCGGGGUUUCAUCUCAUGCCACCUUUUCCCUCUCGCCGCAGCAGAAAGAGCUGCUGAACAAACAACAGCAGAUGAGAGAGAAACUCUCCAGAGAGGAGGAAGAGCGGAGACUUGAGGAGGAGGAGCAGAAGCGUCAGGAGAACGAGCUGGCGUUCAGGUCGUGGAUGAUGAAGAAGAGGCAGCAGCUGCGGCAGGAGAGGAGAGUGCAGAGAGCUCAGGAGAUGGAGAGGAUGAGCGGAAAGAGGGAGUGCUGUGAUGCAGAGGAAGCGUUUAAGCUCUGGCUGCAGAAGAAGCAGCAGCAGCAGCUGAAGGAGCGACAGCUGGAGGAGAUGAAGAAGCUCGAGAUGGAGGGUAGCAGCUACCUGCACCAACCUGAGGAGUGUGAGAAAGCCUUCAGACUGUGGUUGAGAAGGAAGCGGCUGGAGAAGCGGCUGGAGCAACAGGCUGCUCGAGAGCGCUCCCGCAGGCUGUUGAUGGAAGAACGACGCGCCAGACGCAUGAACGACCUCUACUACCCCGUCAACGAGAUCCAGUCCCUCCGAUUCAAACAGCCCUACAGCCAUCGCUUCUAAACUCUUCCCAAGUCCAUAAUCACCAUGGCUACCGCAUCUAAACUCUUCCCAAAUCCAUAAUCACCAUGGCUACCGCUUCUGAACUCCUCUCAAUUCCAUAAUCACCCCGGCUACCGCUCACGGAACUCGCAGUUCUAUAAUCACCAAGGCUGCCGUGACCGAGCUCCACUCAGUUCCAGGCUCCAUUUUACAGUGGAUCAAUAAAAUCUCAGUCACCAUGCUUACUGCUUUUGAGCUGUUCCCAACUCUAUAUUCAGCAUGUAUAACAUUACUAAAUUCCUCACAAUUUCCUAGUCACUAUGGCAACUAUUUCUAAGCCCUGCCCAUUCUCAGUAGUUAUUGUUGGCUUCCAUCUCUCAGCUUUACACAUACAACCCUGUAACAGUAUAUCCGAUAGUUUAGCCAGAAUUGAUAUUUUUAGCGUUGUACUACACAUUACACUGUAAAUUAUUUAUUAUUGAUGUUUGACAGAUAAGAGAUAAGUUUCAGAUUAUAUUUACAUUACAGUUUACUCAUCCUGUGUGGUGGGGAAAACUAUAUUAUAGGUGUAUGCUUAUCAUUAAACAAAACAGUAAGCAAUAUUUUCUGACAAAACGUCUUUGGCUUCAUGUUUAUAUCUAUUUUGUAAAAGUGGGAAAUAAAAACAUUAAAACGCGAUGGUAACGCCGUGAAAAACUUGCAUACCCCGCGCAUGCGCACAAAUGAUUUCUAUGCAUUGUGUUGGUAUGUUUACGGUAUACUUUAAAGGCAUUUUAAACAA